AGAGAAAGAUGGCGGGGCAUCAACGAUGAUGUUAGAAUCUUAGUCCCACCUUGUUCCUACCAAGAACAACAGGUCUGUUUACAAUAAUAUUGUUGAUUAUAUUUUUCGCUGCAACGAGUCGACUCUUGUGCUUUUUCUUCUAUGUUUUUCGUCCAAUUUAAACUCUACUUUCUUUUCUCCUAUCAUGAUUCAUGUUUUAGUGAAUGAUAGAGACGAUUCCCCGUAACAAGUAGAAAUUGAGCGUAUGCGUAUUUUCUAUUUCUUUGUUUGGUGCUGUUCGUUGUUCAACGGUGCCAAAAUCAACCUCUACUGCAAUGUGUCAUCAAGCAGCAGUAGAGGUUGAUUUUGGCACCAUGAAAAAAAGGAAUUAACAUGUAGAAGUAAGUAGACGUAUCUAUACGUAUUAAGCUUAUGCUUAUAGGUGUAAUAAAAACACAUUAGAAGUGACCCUCAAUUAUAUUCACUUGUUCUGAGUUCUAGGCUCUGAUAGAUGUUUUUACUCUUCUGAAAAGACAAUCUGGCCUUUGGUCUUCCACGGUCCAUCUUAUCAUUAUGCUAUGUCUCGAGAUUUAGUUUUGGACUAGCGGAGAUCCUUUGAUGCCGCAAUAAUGCUCACCUCAUAUUAUUCACUCUAAAAUCGUACGGUCAACAUCAGACUGGUCUCAAAUAGAAUGAGUUAGUUAUCAUCAGCAUUCAUUUAGAUACAGUGAUUCAUGAGAACUACAUAGUCAUUCAUAUCCUAUCAUAUCAUAUCUCUUCAUGAUUUCCAACUAGAAAGCUUUACGACCAUAAAAAUGUUUUCUCGUAAGUGGUGGGGUGGUGGUGGCGGUAGUGCGACGACCGACGAAGUCACUACCUUGCGUGGGCGUUCCAGAACGGCGAAGGAUGUGGAUCUUAAACGGAGAAGCGCAUCUGCAGAUUCGGCUGGAAAUCGGAGGAGAGGAGUCGGAAGUAGCGUCGCUUCUGGGAGUUCUGGAGGACCUUCAGAUCGACAUGCUGUUGUUGGAGGAGGAGUAAUAGGAAGCGGAGCUGCGCUGGCAGGUGGUGGCAAGUACGGAGUCCCCGAAGCUGACGUAAUCGGCUCACCUUCAAACAGAAAUUACCACGAGGAACAACACGCGCAUCAUGUGAAUAUUGUUCACAAUUUGAGCCCAAUGCCGAUUCCAUAUGGAGACCAUGCUCGAGUAGACGAGUUUGGCGUUGCUGAAAAUCGGAGAGCAGGUGUUUUGCCUGGAACAGCGUUGGAAGGUAUCGCAAGAAUACCUACGAUAGGAGUUGUCGAUCGACAGCUUGUGGUAAAUGCUCAACAACAACAACAACAACAACCGGUAGGACUUCCCGAUAUUGAUACGCAUCAGGGGACAUCUCCAGAAGACGCUUUUCCGACAACUUUCGUUCAACAGCAAGGCAUGCCGUCAAAUAAUACUUUAGGACCAAGCGCAAAUCAUGGUAACGCAAGCUACAACACUGGGAACAAUAGUAUGAUGACUUCCAAUUCCUCUUUCAAUGCUGCGCUAUUGCCGACUAGUUUUUCUUCGAGCACUACUUGUACGAUGCCUGAAGUUCUUGUCCAGGAAACCGAAACGCAAUAUCGCAUCGUUCUGAGCUGUUUUAAAGUCGAAGUAAGCGGCUGGAGCGUGAAACACGUGAACAAGAAGGAUUUUCAUCCGGAAUACAGGUUGAAGGUGAUGUUCGACUUACCCCGUGCCCGGUCCCUGCUUUGGGAGCACUAUUACCGCUGCCUGAUUCUGAAAAGCCCAUCCGCCUCACCCGAAAUCGCUAUUGCCAGACCUCGACGAGAGCAUAGACUUUUGAACCAUCAUCGAGAGCAUAGACAAGACCCGUUUUUACAGGACGUUUUGAAACAAGAAAUACUAGAAUCCUCAAAGAGUCGCCUCCUGGACAACAACCAUGGUCCCCGCAUCUCUAACGCUGAGCUCGAAGACGAUACAACCACAACUACGGCAAGUGGCAACUACCACGCAAGUGGUCCCGCUCAUACCACAAGUUUUGCCUCGAUGAACAACUUCGCACUUCAGGAAACUAUGAGGGAUAUUCUUAACCAACAGAACAAUCCCAGUAGUGCUGCAAGCUAUGCAGCUGCUGAAGCUAGUGCACAAGCACAACACCAUCCACAAUCUUCACAAUUCUUGUCUUCAAGCUACAACAACCAUCACAUGAGUAUUCAACACCUGCAAGGUGGAAACAGUUUUACUGACUUCGCUUCCCUUGACGUGGAUCUGGACUUAGGCCUCAUUGAAGUGUUGGAGCGCGAAACAUCUCCUAGGCACGCAAAUGCUCCUAUUUUCUCCGCGAAACCUUGUGCUCGGAGUAAUUCCACGACGCCAAGGUCGAAUCAGGGGAGCGGGAGCUACAAAAUCAAGGUGUGUCCCAGUGGAGGAGAAGCCAUGGAAGUCAGCUCAAACGGUGCAGAGUCAACAAGAACAUCAUACUCCGGAACCGAGCUAGAUCCAACGACUGCGCAUCUACCAGGCUCAACAUUGCAUUGCCAGUUCCCUACUCGGUCGUCGAGCAACGCAUCCAUGACAAGCAAUUACAUGAAGCAUCAUAACUACAAUGGAGGUAGUAACGGAGGUGGUGGUGGAGUGAAUAAUAGUAUUGGCGCCGCUGCUCUAUCCCCAGGUGAAACGUCGAUCAGUCUGAAUUCUUACGCUGGGCUCAGGUCGCACAGCUCUUCUCCUACCAACGCUACUAGUCCCGCUCUUCUACAGGGCGUUGCUUUAGGAGUACCCCCAACAUCAGGACCACACAGUAAUAAAGCCGGUAUUGAACCGACACCGAUCCACCUUCUGCGUGCUCUGAGGAUUAGCGAACAAGACUUCACGGCGCAGAGGCAAAUAUUGAGGUCUGAUGCGGAUUUUGCAGUCUUUUUCAGCGAUCUAGGGGUUUGUGAUAUGCCGGAACGGAAACGAACUCUAAAAACUCUGGACCCUAUGUGGAUGGAUCGAUGGUGCACGACUCUACAAGAUGCGACUAUGGGGGGGUUGAUUACCAGAAGCGACUCAGGGUGUAGUGCUGGAAACGGAACCGGAAGUGGAAAUUCUAGCGUGAUGGGUGGCGGAACAUCUGGUAGUGUAGGUGGAAACUAUAACCAAUCACAACAGCUUCAGUCAAGUCAUUUACUUCUAGGUGGUGGUGGUGGUACAAUUAGUAGUGAAAACAACGCCUCUUCUAAUGACCUACUUCAGCAGCAGCAGUCCACUCCCAAUACUAGCAAUUACCUCUUUGGUUACUUGACUGCUACCGCUUCAUCAAGGAGUCCGAAUACAUAUGGAGGAUCUUCUGGGGGUAGCGGCGGUGGUUAUUGCAAUGACCAAAAUACCCCUCAAUAUCCCAAGCUUGACAAGCAUGCUCUAGCAGCGCGUCAACAGGAGCUAGCGAGUGGUAUAGCGCCGUGUAUGACGACCUCUCCACCCGCCACUAUGGAUCGCUGCCUUGCUUUCUUAGGUGUGAAGAGACGGCGUCGGAGUUCAUCACCUGGCGUGUAAGUCGUUAUGAUCCCAUCUGUAGACGAUCUACUUAAAUGCGUGCGAAGACGUAGCUGCUAGUAAUGAUAAUGAAAUAAGUAGUGCCGCGAAGCUGCACCACUAGAAGAAUUUUUUGCUAAGUAACAUGAUUACACUCUCUUUGCUUACAUAUCCCAUUCCCAUAACAACAACCUAAGUCUCUCGCCUGCAGUCUUGUUAGAGCGAGCAUCAUACAGACGCGCACAUACUUACCGUUCGCGCAUCAAUGAAUAUUGGUCACUCUGAAGUUAAUCAAUUUCCAUCUCGUCUUUUUAGUCGAUAUUCCGAAAUCAAAAGAAAUCGAUACAGAGUAGUAAGUAAGCAGAUUGCUACUGGUCGUCGAGACAUUAUGCCUUAAUAAUGAUGAUGAUGUUGUCUACUAUAAAUUUUUAGAGUUGUUCACUUCUUAUUUUUUAUAGCUUUGAGGAGCUUGAUGUACCUUCUAAUCAUGCUCACAGCUCACUUCUAGAACUAGAUCUUACCUUUUUGUGAAUCAUGUUGAAAGAACUGCACCUCAAUAAAAUGCAUUGAAUGCGCUUACCGUUACCUCUUCGUACGACUUGUUUAGAAGAAGAAGGGAUAUUGCAGCAAGAUCGUCCGUCUACCUGCGAAUACCUGUUAUCAGUUAGAGAACAUCACACCAACAUAGAUACGCAAAUGCAUGAUAAGAGAUCGUACUUCGUGGACAAAUGAACUGUUAUUUUUUGCAUCAACUAUCUACCCUGCCUUGUUUGUACCAAGAAGAUGGUGGCUCACAUGGGAC
Molecule: messenger RNA, 4290 nt
Organism: Amoebophrya sp. A25
Lineage: Eukaryota; Dinophyceae; Syndiniales; Amoebophryaceae
Source: the annotation of a GenBank genome assembly